AACUUAGAAACGGAAACAAAAACAAAAAGUUUACUCUCUCUCUACGGCUACAUUUCCAAGAAACGAGACGUUUUAGCUACACAUCGUCAAAUUAGAAUCGUUAGUUCGCGCGCCGGACCACCAUGCGACGUGAGGCGUUACGGUCGAAGGCGUAGCCCGGGGAUCCCCACCUAAGCCCCCCUCCACCGUUGAGCUUUCCGAUUAAGCUCCCCCGGACCAAUCGGGACUUUAUUUCGAACCCAAAUCGUCAAGGAAACGGUUAAACCCACCGCCACGAUUGGUCGCUCCGUUUCUAUGGCGACUACCCACCCUUCGCGACCCUGUGUUUGACUACCUAAAGCUCUUGGUACUUCACAUCGGCUUGUAGUAUCUAAGUAAACAGGCUGCAAGGAGUAUUUGUUUUUCCAAUCAGUGCAGGUUUGGAAUACCUAAAGUGUUAACUUGUUUGUGAAACCGUUCGUGAUGUAAACAAUGAAACAAAACCUCCGCGACGAAGAGAACUUAAGAAGAACGGAUUGAUUGAGGUGCGCGCCGCGUAAACGACUUAAUUUUCCCCCCGGUUUGUUGUUUUGGUGAGAAGGUUUUGAAAAGUGUCAGUGUGAAGAAAAAUCAGUGAACAUGUUGGCUACUCAAAAAAUUUACCCGGACGUGAGCAGUAUGGCCACCUCGGCCAACGCUAUGACCCCCAUGACCCCCACUUAUUCAAUGAACAGUAUGGCCUGUAUGCCUACCGCUUCUAUGAACUGUUCCCCGCAAGCACCCAUGUUUAGCUCGGGCAUGUUAAGUUCCCAUGCAGAUAUGACUAAUAAUAACAUGGGAAUUAUGCCCAGGAUCAAUCAGAGGCAGCAGGGAUUAAACGAGUCACCCCAGCUCGGAUACACCGCGAUAGGAUCACCGAUUUCCCAAAUGACUUCUUGUAUGGGCACCUCCAUGUCGGGAAUCCAUGUAUCCAACUACCCGUUGGUCAGAAGUGAUUUGACCGAGGGAGACACCUCGCCCAAUUCACUGGGUAAUAGAAGAGGCACUGAGAAGCCUUAUAGGCGCUCCUACACACACGCCAAACCACCUUAUUCGUACAUAUCGUUGAUCACUAUGGCGAUUCAAAACAGCCCGCAGAAGAUGUUGACUUUAUCAGAGAUUUACCAGUUUAUUAUGGAUCUGUUUCCUUUUUACCGGCAAAACCAGCAGAGAUGGCAGAACUCCAUCAGGCAUUCAUUGUCUUUUAAUGAUUGUUUUGUGAAAGUGCCCCGGACCCCGGAUAAGCCCGGCAAAGGUUCGUUUUGGAGCUUACAUCCGGACUCCGGGAACAUGUUCGAGAACGGUUGCUACCUGAGGCGGCAAAAGCGCUUUAAAGAUGAGAAAAAGGAGGUUAUUAGGCAGCAGCACAAGAGCCCGUCGCACCACAGUAUGGAUAACAGCAACAGUUCCGGCAAGAAGACUCCGUUACACAACAACGAGGAUAAAUCUCAUCAUUUGGACAAUAUGAAGCCGACUGAUAAUAAUUUGAACAGCAUGAUGAAUUUGCACCCGAGCAAGCUGGACGUUGAUCAGAUGAACAUUUUGAAUGGGAACGAUUUGAAUAUGCACCAGCAGCACCAUCAUCAUCAUCAAAAUAUGUCGCAUGAAGAACUGUCUGCGAUGAUCAAUAGGAGUAAUCAUUUGGCGCUAACUGCUGAGCAUCAAGCGAUGUUACAUCAUGGAACGAUGAACCAUUUGAAGCAAGAACCGACGGGAUACACGCCCUCGAAUCAUCCAUUCUCGAUCACCAGGCUAUUGCCGGCUGAAAGUAAGUCAGAUAUUAAAAUGUAUGCCGAUAUGGGUUAUGGUAGUUAUAAUUCGUUGAACUCUUUGACGAAUUCCAUACAUCCCCAUCCUUCUUUGGGUAACGAAUACUACAAUAGUCCGUCUUUGUAUCACACCUCAUCGGGGACUACCAGUUUGUGACAGUAUCCUUUAGCCUAGAAACAAAUGUAUUUUUGACCUCGAAUAAAUUAAAUCAUUAUUUAAAAGCUCCGUUGCCUUGCAAAUGAUUAACUUUCGUGCAAUGAUGACCAAAGGCAAAGGGAUUUUAAUUGUAUAUAUAAAGCUUGUGUAUAUAAAAGUUUCUUUUGUAUAUUAA
Molecule: messenger RNA, 2119 nt
Organism: Anthonomus grandis grandis
Lineage: Eukaryota; Metazoa; Arthropoda; Insecta; Coleoptera; Curculionidae
Gene: fkh
Product: protein fork head
Exons: 1
Coding region: 619-1944 (441 amino acids)
Biological process (GO): regulation of transcription by RNA polymerase II; anatomical structure morphogenesis; cell differentiation
Molecular function (GO): DNA-binding transcription factor activity, RNA polymerase II-specific; transcription factor binding; protein domain specific binding
Source: RefSeq, a predicted model, not a curated record